CGACCCACUCCUGCGCACAGUCUCAUACUUUGCCCUGCUUCGCGAGCGCACACAGAGAGAGGAGAGAGAGCAUAGAGAGAAAACAAGAAGAAGAAGAUGGUGUUGAACCAAAUACUAACGCUAACAAGGAACAUUCCUUUGUGUACCCUCAAAAGCCCACUAACACAUACCCCUCUCGCCUCUUUAUCCUCUGUUCGUCUCUUCUCCUCUCCAACAACACGAUUGGGUUUCAAUCUCCUUCUCAAAAGUUCAAACGAUUACAAUAACCACAACGGCAGCUACGACCAAUUUGUGGGCCCACAGUACCCCAAACCCUCGGAGAUUGAGUGGAAGAAGGAGCUCUGUAACUCCGUGCAACUCAUCGGCAUUGUCGCAACGCCCGUCCAAAUCAAGCACCUCAACUCCGGCAAGGUCCUCGCUUGGUCUAGCCUCGCCGUCAAGAAAUCCGCUACCGACACCUCCUGGAUCAAUUUGACAUUCUGGGACGAGUUGGCUCAUGUUGCUUUUGAACACGUAGAGAAAGGCCAACAAAUAUAUAUUUCUGGCCGGCUGGUUACAGACACAGUUGAAAAUGAUGAUGGGAAGCAACAGACCUACUAUAAGGUAGUUGUUCAGAAACUGAAUUUUGUUGAAAGGAACUUCUCAUCAGCAGUGGCCUUGUAUGAUGGGGAUUCUAAUUCUGUUACACCAGGUAGAACACUAAGCAAAUAUGCUCCAAACAGUACGGGCACAACAGAAGAACUAUGGCAAGCCUUCUUUGCUAAUCCGCUUGAUUGGUGGGAUAAUAGGAACACCAAGAGAAACCCAAAGUACCCAGAUUUCAAGCACAAAGACACCAAGGAAGCAUUGUGGGUUGAAGGUAGGAACAAUCCGCAGUGGGUUAAGUCUCAAUUGGCAAUACUAGAUGCAAAAGUGGAGUCUUUUCAUGCGCAAAUUGGCGAAAUGAACGAAAAAAUGAUGGCUAUUGAUGAUUACGUACCUUUUUAACAGCUUGCAAAGCUGAUUGACAGAAUGGAUGAUAGCAAAUUAGGUACUCUAUUUAGUCUAGUUAUCAUCUAAGAUGCAAGAGAAAUUAUUGCAGAAAAUAUAUGAGAAUCUGAGAGGGGCAUAUAUAGCUUUAAAUGGCUAUUAUGCUAUUGAUUUGGUCAAAAUUUUCAUUGCAAACACAGUUUAGCUGUCUCUGUUUACAACAACAUAUGUAUGGGGAUUCUGCAACCUUCGUUUAUGCAUCCCACAUAUAAUAUCAGCUGUAAAGUCCUAUGCUUAUUCAUAGCAUAAUUAUAUAGGCAAUAGAUUGUUUUGCUCAUU
Cornus florida is the source of this 1308-nucleotide messenger RNA. Its product is annotated as protein OSB4, chloroplastic-like. The record is from RefSeq and is a predicted model, not a curated record. Lineage: Eukaryota; Viridiplantae; Streptophyta; Magnoliopsida; Cornales; Cornaceae. Bases 97 to 987 code for a protein of 296 amino acids. Gene Ontology annotation, molecular function: single-stranded DNA binding. Gene Ontology annotation, biological process: positive regulation of helicase activity; mitochondrial DNA replication. Gene Ontology annotation, cellular component: mitochondrial nucleoid. The transcript is spliced from 5 exons.